UAGGCCUAUGACGUUCUCAUAAUGAGGGACAGUCCCCGAGAUGCAGUGCUGCCCGAACUCCAUGAACUUGCAACUUGCCUGUUCAAUUUCUUGGCUGUUCUACCAGUUUUAAAUACAAGAAUCCUAAACUGAUCUUUUCAUAGUUGGACAGCAGAUCUAUAUCUCUGACUGGCUAGCUAUGGGUCAGGUUCUGUCAGAACCAGUUACAACUAAAGACACUGAGAGCUACCAGAAUGAUCUGUUCAGUGUGGGCUGCUCCAGUAUGCAAGGCUGGAGACCACAAAUGGAGGACGCUAGCUGUAUUCAGCUGUCUUUCAAUGACGACCCAGACUCAGCAUACUUUGCCGUAUUUGAUGGCCAUGGGUCUCAGAGAUUUUCCAUGCACUGCAGUCAGGAGCUGCAUAAGCAGCUGGUGGCUGACAGCAGUUACGCUACUGGAAACUAUGAACAGGCACUGAUAAACAGUUUCUUGUUCCUUGAUCACAAGCUACACACAGACACCAGUUUAAACUAUCAACACGAGCCUGGUGGGACAACAGCUGUCGCUGUGCUCAUCAAGGAAAGCACCAUAUUUUGUGCAAACGCUGGUGAUUCACGUGCCAUUGCCUGUGUCCACGGGAAUAUACAGGAGCUUUCACAUGACCACAAACCGCUAAACCCAGAUGAGGAGAUGCGAAUACGUAAUGCUGGAGGCUGGAUAGAAUGCAACAGGGUCAAUGGUAAUCUGGCCCUGUCCAGAGCUAUUGGCGAUUUCACCUUCAAAGAGAACAAAGCUCUCCCUCCCGAGCAACAAAUUAUAACUGCGUUUCCUGAUGUUGAAGUGUUCCCACUGUUAGAAGAUUGUGAAUUCAUUGUGGUAGCUUGUGAUGGAAUUUGGGAUGUUAUGUCUAACAUAGAAGUGGUAGAAUUUGUGCGGAGGAGGAUUGCUAAUAACAUGAGUCCAUCAUUGAUAUGUGAGGCACUGCUCGACCAGUGUUUGGCUCCUGAUCGUAGAAUGGGGGGCCUCGGCUGUGACAACAUGACUGCCAUCCUCGUCUGCUGUUUGAACUCUGAACCCUACUCCAACUUGGUGGCAAAAUGCUCCAGGGUCACCACAAAAACCACAGCUCAAAUAAAGGCUCAUCAUUCAUGGGCACACAGACGGAACAAUAAACUGAUACCAGAGAGCGAUGCCAAUGACCACAGUGAGGAAAUGCUAACAUACGGAGUCUCUCCAAGAUCAAAGCUAAACGAUACUGUCAGUGGCGCUAAUACAGACCUGGACUCAGAGAUGGCCAGCUCAAAAGAAAGGAGUAUUGAUUUUACUGAAUUAUUUGUUACUGGGGUGACUUGUAUCGAUGAUAGUGGGGCUAGAACGAGACGUCAAUCAGCUAGUAGCAGUGAGGAGGAAGAGGUGUUUUGGGACGAGGAAACACUUUCUAUUGAGUUGGACACCAGUGCAACUCCUAUAGAGACAAUGGUCUAAUACUUAUACUCUCAAUCUGUUUCUAUUCUUUUUGUAUAAUUAUAUAUCUUCAUAUAAUUAUAGCUAGACUACAGUUCAUACAACACAUGCAUGAGAUGUGCAUAUUCUUAACUCAAUCUUCA
Messenger RNA from Halichondria panicea, 1587 nucleotides. Its product is annotated as probable protein phosphatase 2C T23F11.1. The coding region runs from base 179 to 1465 and encodes 428 amino acids. Gene Ontology annotation, biological process: protein dephosphorylation. The transcript has 10 exons. Gene Ontology annotation, molecular function: protein serine/threonine phosphatase activity; cation binding. Lineage: Eukaryota; Metazoa; Porifera; Demospongiae; Suberitida; Halichondriidae. The record is from RefSeq and is a predicted model, not a curated record.